AUGAGUUUAAAUCUAUACGGAUGCAACAAGAAUACCUUGUUGGCAUUAGUUGAUAAUUUAAAAUUAUCUAUAGCUGCAUCAAUAUAUGAACCAACUUUAAAAAUUAAAUUACCAGAACCACAAGAUAAUAUCAAUCAUGAUGUAUUAUUACAAGAUAAGAAAACUGGAUUUGAAUUAUUUGAACCAAAUGCUAUUGUUAAAUAUUUAGCUAAUGAUUAUACUACAAAUGAAUAUAUAAAAUUAGAAGAAAAACAAAUUUAUAAAGCUUUAUUGACUAAUAAAAAGGAAUCAUUAUCAAAAAUCCAAAUAUCAUUUCCAUCUAAAGUUGAAUUAAUUCCAUCUCAAAUAAUAUUAUUUGCAUCAUUAUACCCCAUAUAUAACGGUACCACGGAAAAUAAAUGGUUUGUUGAAUUUGCAUCCAAUGAAAAAGUUGCUGAAGGUAUUAAAUCAGCGUUAUCAAUAACAAAAUUAGAACGUGAAAAAGAAACCAAUACAGGAGCUCAAAAUUAUAAUAAAGAUAUUCUCGUCAAAAGUCAAGCAGAAAGAAUUAUUCCAAAAUCAAAUGAACGUAAUAUUUUAAUUACUUCAGCAUUACCUUAUGUUAAUAAUGUUCCUCAUUUAGGUAAUAUUAUUGGUUCAGUAUUAAGUGCAGAUAUUUAUUCAAGAUAUGUUAAAAAUAGAAAUUAUAAUGCUAUAUAUAUUUGUGGUACUGAUGAAUAUGGUACAGCUACUGAAACUAAAGCUUUGGAAGAUGGAGUAACUCCACAACAAUUAUGUGAUAAAUAUCAUAAAAUUCAUAAAGAAGUUUAUGAUUGGUUUGAUAUUGAAUUUGAUUAUUUUGGUAGAACUACAACAGAAUUACAAACUGAAAUUGCACAAGAUAUAUUUACAAAACUUUAUAAUAAUAAAUUUAUGGAAGAAAAAACAACUGAACAAUUAUAUUGUGAAAAACAUAAUUCAUUUUUAGCUGAUAGAUUUGUUGAAGGAAUUUGCCCCAAAUGUGGUUAUGAAGAUGCAAGAGGUGAUCAAUGUGAUAAAUGUGGGAAUUUAUUAGAUCCAUUAGAAUUAAUUGAACCAAGAUGUAAAGUUGAUGGAGCAAAACCCGUGGUAAAACAAUCAACUCAUAUUUAUUUAAAAUUAAAUGAUUUAGAAAAACCAUUACAAGAAUGGGUUAUAAAAGCAAGUGAAGAAUGGUCAAAAAAUUCAAAAACUAUUACAAAUUCAUGGUUAAAACAAGGUUUAGAACCAAGAUGUAUUACAAGAGAUUUAAAAUGGGGUACUCCUGUUCCUUUGGAGGGAUAUGAAAAUAAAGUCUUGUAUGUUUGGUUUGAUGCAACAAUUGGUUAUGUUUCAAUAACAGCUAAUUAUUUUAAAGAUAAUAAAGAUACAUCUACUGAAAAUUGGCAAAAAUGGUGGAAAAAUCCAAAAAAUGUUGAAUUAUAUCAAUUUAUGGGUAAAGAUAAUGUUCCAUUUCAUACAGUUGUUUUUCCUGCUUCAUUAAUUGGUACUGGAGAUGAGUGGACAAAAUUACAUCAUAUAAGUACAACAGAAUAUUUACAAUAUGAAGGUGGGAAAUUUUCAAAAUCAAGAAAUAUUGGAGUAUUUGGUAAUAAUGCAAAAAAUACUGGAAUAAAUUCUUCUGUUUGGAGAUAUUACUUAUCUUCUAUUCGUCCAGAAUCAAAUGAUUCUCAAUUUUCAUGGAAUGAAUUUGUUGGAAAAAACAAUAGUGAAUUAUUAGCAAAUUUAGGAAAUUUUGUAAAUAGAAUUGUUAAAUUUUUAAAUUCAAAAUAUAAUGGAGUAUUACCUAAUUAUAAUAUUGAAACAAUUCCAAAUUAUUCAGAUUUUGUUAAUGAAAUUAAUGAUUUAUUAAGUCAAUAUAAUAAGAAUAUGGAAAAUGUACAAUUAAGAAAAGGUUUAGAAUUAGCUAUGUCAAUUUCAUCAAAGGGUAAUCAAUUUUUACAAGAUAAUAAAUUAGAUAAUUCAUUAUAUAAUGAUCACCCGGAAAAAUCAGAUACUGUUAUGGUGGUAGGUAUAAAUUUAGUUUAUUUAAUUGGUUCAUUAAUUUCACCAUUUAUGCCUUCUACAACAACAAAAAUAAAUGAAAUUUUAAAUAUUCCUUCAUUAAGUAUUCCUGAUAAAUUUGAUAUUUUCAUAUCACCUGGUCAUAAUAUUGGUAAAGCUCAAUAUUUAUUUAGUAGAAUUGAUGAUAAAAAAAUUGAAGAAUGGAGAAAAUUAUAUGGUGGUGGUUCAUCUGAGGGUAAGUAA
Messenger RNA from Lodderomyces pseudojiufengensis, 2265 nucleotides. RefSeq names its product methionine--tRNA ligase (gene MES1). Gene Ontology annotation, biological process: methionyl-tRNA aminoacylation. Gene Ontology annotation, molecular function: methionine-tRNA ligase activity; ATP binding. Bases 1 to 2265 code for a protein of 754 amino acids. Gene Ontology annotation, cellular component: aminoacyl-tRNA synthetase multienzyme complex; cytosol. NCBI's taxonomy places the organism in Eukaryota, Fungi, Ascomycota, Pichiomycetes, Serinales, Debaryomycetaceae. The record is from RefSeq and is a predicted model, not a curated record. The transcript has a single exon.